Molecule: messenger RNA, 219 nt
Organism: Dentiscutata erythropus
Lineage: Eukaryota; Fungi; Glomeromycota; Glomeromycetes; Diversisporales; Gigasporaceae
Source: the annotation of a GenBank genome assembly
AUGGGCGGAUUUACUACUAAAAAUGCUUUCACCGUUUUCGCUUAUCCUUCGUCUGAUAAUGAAUCCGUGGACUUUGAGGAAUCUGAUCUUCAUCCCUCACAACGUCCAAACUUUUGUGAGACUAAAGAAGGAAAAUGCAUUCAAAUAUGUGGUCUUCCACCACUACAUGUUCCAUUAUCCGAAUACAUUUGCUUUCGAAGGUGUAUGAAACCAACUUGA